Bradysia coprophila is the source of this 1087-nucleotide messenger RNA. RefSeq lists its product as uncharacterized. The record is from RefSeq and is a predicted model, not a curated record. NCBI's taxonomy places the organism in Eukaryota, Metazoa, Arthropoda, Insecta, Diptera, Sciaridae.
UGCAAACUCAGGUACAAUCCGAUCGAAGUUGAACGGCUACUUUCCAUUUUCUGUCAAUUGAUCUCUUAGUGUAUAUUUGUCGUUUUCACGUUUUAGAAGGAAGCUCAUUUGACGAUCGUCAUUUUUUCUUCUUUUUUCGGAAUAAACCUAAAAUGUUCCAUCCGAAGAUUGAUUUUAUAAAUGUUGACGUUGUUUAUUUGACGUAUAAUCCAGAACGAAAGGCGUCUAAUCCAUCGCUCGAAUACGAAGGAAACAAUUUAGCUGGCCUACCCGAUUUGCACAGUCAUUACAUGGAAACUCUUGAAUCUAAAAAUCUAAUGCCAACGAUUUUGUACAAACAAUGCAUGUGGUACAACUCGAUCCUUCAGGAAGAGCUGCACGAGGCACCGUCUGGCUAUAAAAUUCAAGUGUUUCAUUGGAAAAUAGAAUCGGGAAUCCAUGAAGCUUUUCGCAUUAAAAAUAUGGAAUUCAAUACGGUAACAAUGAUCAUCGGAGCAAAUACGGAAUAUUGGUAUGGUAUAAAUACAUCACGAACUGCUGGCUUCAGGAAACGUGGUAGAUAUCCAAGACAAUUUUCAGAUAAAUCAAACAUUCUGAACGUUCGACCAUCAUUGCCACAAUGUCCGAUAAUAUUAUCAUCAUGUAAUUUGACAACGAUCAAUGUGUGUAAUUGUUUCGCUAAAUUGUUUCUUAGUGGCCAGUGUUUGACGAAUAUUAACUGUGAUUUGACGCUGAAAAAACUAAACGAAUUGGCUGGCAUUGUAGCCAAAUUUACCGGUAAAUCAGACAACGAUACCGGCGAUGACGAAGGUGUCAUGGAGGAUAUUUUAUUAUUUCGAAUUUAUAUGACAAAAUGUAGUCGCGAUGAUGCCUUUAAGAAAAUUCAGUCGAAUCGUUGUAAAUUUAAUUUUAAGACCAAAAAGUAUAGUAAAUUGACGGCAAUUACUGAAUCGGAAGAUGAAAUGUAAUUUGGAGUGUAAUGGAAGGAAUUCUUCCAAUUUUUUUUAAAGAACAUUUUGACCACAUGUGAAAGUUCCAUUUAAUGUUACCGAAAAAUAUUUAAUAAAAAUCUAAUUUCACUCACAUC